AUGGCGCCCAAGAUCGAGGCCCAGGAGAUUGAGACCUACUGGAACAUCUUUUGCGACCGCACAGGUGGCGGCAAGUACCUCACCGGCGAGCAGGCAGCGCCCGUCCUCAAGAACUCGGGACUUCGAGAUGACCAACUGGAACGCAUUUGGGACCUGGCCGACGUGGACAACGAUGGCAACCUAGACUUUGAGGAGUUUUGCGUGGCGAUGCGCCUCAUCUUUGACGUGCUGAAUGGCGAGUACCAAGACGUCCCCAAGACUUUGCCUGACUGGCUGGUCCCCGAGUCCAAGGCUCAUCUUGUCCAGGCGACACGUGCCAUUAGUGGCAACCAACCCCAUUUCGAACAAGUUGAGGAUGAUGACGACGAGUCCGCUGGCCUCAAGGACGGCUUUGACUGGUAUAUGAAGCCUGAAGACAAGGCCAAGUAUGAGCAAAUCUACCAGGAGUCGCGUGAUAUGCGCGGUGAAGUGGACUUCCAUGCCCUCGGAGACUUGUAUGAGUCGCUUGACGUACCCGACACCGACAUUCGAUCCGCGUGGAACCUCGUCAACCCUUCGGCUAAAGAGACUAUCAAUAAGGAUGCCUGCCUUGCCUUCCUGCACAUUCUCAACAACCGCCACGACGGAUUCCGCAUCCCGCGCACGAUCCCGGCGUCGCUGCGCUCCAGCUUCGAGCGCAACCAGAUCGACUACCAGGUCGACAACCAACGAAACACGGGCGCCAACUCGCGAUGGGCGACCAAGGCUGACGACUCGACGAGCACGGGCCGCAAGACCAAGUUUGGCGAGCAGUACCUGACGCGUCUGGGCCGCAGCGGCUUCAAGACGGCCGGCACGGACUUUUCAACGGAGAAGACAGAGGACUGGGAGGAAGUGCGACUCAAGCGCAAGCUCGCGGAUCUCGAGGAGAAGAUGCGCAAGGUGGAGGAGAUUGCCGAGCGCAAAAAGGGCGGCGCGCGCGACUCCAAGCCCGCGCUCGUCAAGAAGGAGCUCGAUCAACUCCUCGACUACAAGCGCCGGGAGCUACGCGAACUCGAGGAGGGUACAGGCAAGAGUGCCGAGGGCUCCGGGCUCAAGAGCAUCUCGGAAGACCUGCAAACGGUUCGCGAGCAGGUCGAUGGUCUGGAGACGCAUCUAAGAUCAAGGGAGCAGGCGCUGGAUCAGAUACGGCAGGAGAUUGAGGCCGAAAAGGGUCGAUAG
Messenger RNA from Cordyceps fumosorosea ARSEF 2679, 1200 nucleotides. RefSeq names its product Eps15-like protein pan1p. The transcript has 3 exons. Gene Ontology annotation, cellular component: cytoplasm; mating projection tip; plasma membrane. The record is from RefSeq and is a predicted model, not a curated record. NCBI's taxonomy places the organism in Eukaryota, Fungi, Ascomycota, Sordariomycetes, Hypocreales, Cordycipitaceae. Gene Ontology annotation, biological process: actin filament organization; actin cortical patch assembly; endosomal transport. Bases 1 to 1200 code for a protein of 399 amino acids. Gene Ontology annotation, molecular function: protein binding; calcium ion binding.